Molecule: messenger RNA, 782 nt
Organism: Drosophila takahashii
Lineage: Eukaryota; Metazoa; Arthropoda; Insecta; Diptera; Drosophilidae
Source: RefSeq, a predicted model, not a curated record
AUGUUUUCGAUGGUCUAGUGGGUCGACUAAUUUGACUGGAAAAGAAGGACACAAAUUUUCGAAAAGCGAUUCCUUUGGAGAAUCGAGUUGCCAUAGCUUUAUAUACCUUGGGCUCUGCUUCAGAAUACCGAACAAUUGGCAGACUUUUUGGCGUAUCUAAAACUAUGGUGGGGUUUAUUCUUAAGGAAUUCUGUUUGGAAAUAAUCGUGCAAUUGGCCGAUGAAUAUCUAGCCCCAAACUUCCUUAGACAGGAAAAAUUGGCAAAUUGUGUGAAGGGCUUCGAGGAACUCGGAUUUCCCCAGUGCUUUGGAGCAAUGGAUGGAUGCCACAUCGAAAUCAAGCCGCCCGCUAAAAAUGGAGUAGAUUAUCAUAAUUAUAAAAAUUGGUAUUCUACUGUACUGUUUGCCCUAGUCGAUUAUCGAUUCACGUAUAUAAGUGUUGGUGCUCCAGGUCGUGUACAAGACUCGCAGAUUUUUGAGAAGUCCUCAUUAAAAAGAACCAUUGAAGAGUCGGGGCUGUUCAACUACAAUUCGAAAAUGAUCAACGGGAUUAACGUUCCAGUGGUGAUUUUGGGGGACUCGGCUUUUAAGUUCACGAAGACGGUGAUGAAGCCCUAUCCGUUUUGUUUAGACGCAUCAGAAAAUCGGCGCUGUUUUAACUAUAAUCUUUCAAAAGUGCGGCGUGUUGUCGAAAAUGCCUUUGGACAGUUAAAGGCGCGAUUUCGUCGCAUUGGUAAAGGCUUGGAGAAUGCACCGAAAAACAACAAGAAGAUCAUUAUUUGA